AUGGAGGGACUUUUCACACUGCUCACGUUGAGCACUGUGAUGGCGAUUACGUCCUUCGUCGUGGGAUCAUUGCCGUUAGCAUUCAAGCUGUCGCCUUCGCAAUUGCGGCUGAUAUCCUCCCUUGGCAUGGGAGUUUUGGUUGGAACAUCUCUUAUUGUCAUUAUACCUGAAGGAGUCGAGACUCUGUACGAUGCCGUUCCCGUUGAGCACAAAAGCCUCAGUGGUCGCUCAGUGGCCCUUCCGCUCGCGCAUGAACGAUCAGCCAUUCCUACCGUCGCAACGACAUUUAAUACCGUAAAUGGAGAGCCAGAGCAAUGGGAUGAAUCUCUAGGACAUUCCGUUACCGAUACUCCUGCCAUCCACGUUGCGCGGGAUUCGCAUAGCGAGGAAGCGAAGGACACUUCAAAUGCCGAGUCCGAGCACGACCAUAGCGGGGAGAGCUCUCCUCAUGCCUGGAUUGGCAUUGCGCUCAUCAGCGGUUUUAUUCUCAUGUACCUCAUCGACAAAAUUCCCGAAUUUGCAUCUCCGGCCAAAUCUCAAAGGCCUCCUUAUCACAUUUCAUUGGACAACUUGGGCUCGGGGCUUCGCCGAAAUUCGUCGCCUUCGCGGGAUGGGGGAUUAUUGAAUGCAGCGAAUAGCCAGCGAAGCAGCCAUAGCUUUGCGACGACUACUGGUCUAGUCAUUCACGCAGCGGCUGAUGGAAUUGCUCUCGGGGCAUCUACCUCCGAUACCGGACUCAGUUUCAUUAUAUUCCUGGCCAUUAUGGUUCACAAAGCGCCCGCAUCAUUCGGGCUUACAUCUAUCCUCCUAAGACAAGGCUUGUCGAGCCGUGCUGCCAGGACUCAUUUGUUCGUCUUCAGUCUGGCUGCCCCUGUGGGCGCCCUGGCGACAUUCUUGUUUGUGCAUCUAUUGGGGUCGGGAACGACGGACGAGGCAAGUGCACGUUGGCGUACAGGGGUUCUUCUAUUGUUUUCCGCUGGUACAUUCUUAUACGUCGCCAUGCACACUAUGCAGGAGAACAACUCGGUAUCUUCUCGGGACUUGCCAACCAACGGUUAUGAAGCCCGAGAAAUUGCGGCAAAGCCCGAAAGGUCUACCAGGGAUCUGGUUGCUUCUGUCGUUGGCAUGAUAUUGCCGCUAUUUCUGCAGAUCGGACACGCUCACUGA
This is a messenger RNA of Aspergillus mulundensis, 1167 nucleotides long. Its product is annotated as Mn(2+) transporter ATX2. The transcript has 3 exons. Bases 1 to 1167 code for a protein of 388 amino acids. Gene Ontology annotation, biological process: transmembrane transport; zinc ion transport. The record is from RefSeq and is a predicted model, not a curated record. Gene Ontology annotation, cellular component: membrane. Gene Ontology annotation, molecular function: metal ion transmembrane transporter activity. NCBI's taxonomy places the organism in Eukaryota, Fungi, Ascomycota, Eurotiomycetes, Eurotiales, Aspergillaceae.